AACAGUGUGGAGCGUACACAGCUGUUCGUUCUUUCAUAGAACAGUGUGGGGUGUACACAGCUGUUCGUCUUCUUCAAAUAACAGUAUGGGCGUACAUAGCCGUUCGUUCUAUUUUCCCGAACAGUGUGGGCGUACACAGCUGUUUAUUAAAUUUUCUCGGUACAGUGUGGGGCGUUCACAGCUGUCAAACUAACCAGUUUCGUUGUAGUUCCGCAGCGUUGAAUAGUAUCG
This is a messenger RNA of Racocetra persica, 231 nucleotides long. The record is from the annotation of a GenBank genome assembly. Lineage: Eukaryota; Fungi; Glomeromycota; Glomeromycetes; Diversisporales; Gigasporaceae.